AUGGCGGGCGAGGCCCGUGCGGGUGGGGACGCCGCGCUGCGCCGCCUCCUGAGGCUGCACCGCACGGAGAUCGCGGUGGCGGUGGACAGCGCCUUCCCGCUGCUGCACGCGCUGGCCGACCACGAAGUGGUCCCCGAGGACAAGUUCCAGGUGGGCCCCAAUCCAGACCAACAACGCCCCAGCCUUCCCCAAGCCCGCGCCCAGGAGCCCGCAGGGUCGCAGAAGACCGGGGUACCUGGGGAGGGCAAGGCAGGACCCCCAUCCCCUGCUUUGCUUCAGGAGACCCUGCGGCUGAAGGAGAAGGAGGGCUGCUCCCAGGCCUUCCACGCGCUCCUCUCCUGGCUUCUGACCCGGGACACGGCCGUCAUCCUGGACUUCUGGAGGGUUCUCUUCAAGGACUACAACCUGGAGAGAUAUGCCAGGCUGCAGCCCAUCCUCGACAGCUUCCCCAAAGAUGUGGACCUCAGCCAGCCCCGGAAGGCAAGGAAGCCCCUGGCCAGCUCCAAGGCCGCUGUGCUGCUGCCCAGGCCCCCUGCCAAGAGGAAGGCCCUGGAGGAGCCGCGGGCCACCCCGCCCACAGCCCUGUCCCCGAGGGCCACCUCCAGCCCAGGCUCCCAGGCCAAGGCCAAGCCCUCCAAGAAGCCGGACAGCAAUGCAGAGCCACAGUGCCUCCCGCUGGGCAAUGGAAUCCAGAGCAUGUCCACUUCGGUCCAGAGAGCCGUGGCCGUGUCGUCCGGGGACGUCCCAGGGGCCCACGGGGCCCUGGAGGGAAUCCUUAUCCAGCAGGUGUUCGGCUCAGCUGGCUCCAAGAAGUGCAUCCAGGUUGGGGGGGAGUUUUACACUCCCAGCAAGUUUGAAGAGCCUGGCAGCGGCGGCGGCAGCAGCACCAAGAACAAGACCCGCAGUGGGGGCGGCGGCCUGAAGACCGUGGUCCGAGCCAAGGGGCCCCAAGCGGUUGCCCCUGGUGGAGGCAAUUCGAGGACCGGCCAGCAGGACAGGGCCCCAGCCCCUCCUGCCCUUCCCAGUGAGCCCCAGCCGCACCAGAAGAACGAGGACGAGUGCGCCGUGUGCCGGGACGGCGGGGAGCUCAUCUGCUGUGACGGCUGUCCCCGGGCCUUCCAUCUGGCCUGCCUGUCCCCGCCACUCAGGGACAUCCCCAGCGGGACCUGGAGGUGCUCCAGCUGCCUCCAGGGACGAUCCCAGCAGGACCUGCCCCGGGCUGAGGCGCCCCGGCCCCAGGAGCCGCCUGCAGAGACCCCGGUCCUCUUGGGACUGAGGUCAGCCGGAGAGGAGGCUAGGGGACUGCCCAGGGAGCCCCCAGCGGGAAUGGAUGCUGCUGUCACCUACAAGCACCUGCUGGCCCCACCUUCCGCAGUCCCCCUUCCUGUGCUGGACCCCUCAGCCCUGCGCCCCCUACUGUGUGUGGGCCCUGAGGGGCCACAGGGCCCAGCGUCCGGCGCGCGAUGCGGCGUGUGCGGGGACGGCGCGGACGUGCUGCGGUGCGCACACUGCGCCGCCGCCUUCCACUGGCGCUGCCACUUCCCGGCGGGCGCCGCCCGGCCUGGGUGAGAGCGGGGGCCAGGGAGGGGGAAGGGGAGGGGCGAGGGAGGGCGGGUGCCCCCCGCCCCGCCACCGCUCCGCGAACCACCCUCUAGAGUGGACGCUCCCAGCUCUGCGCAGCCCCGCAGCCUCUUCUCUCUCGCCAGGGCCUCCCCGCGCUGUAGAUUCUGCUCCGGAGACCCCGCCCCCUGCCACGCCCCCGGGGCGGGAGCGCCGGCCUCUAGCCCCGCCCCCAGCCCCGCCCGCCCGGCUCCCGGGACCCCCAAGCUCUGUGCAGCCGCGGGCCCUGCGGCGCAGGCGGGGGAUGAUUCUGCUGGUCACGAGCCUGUUCUGCACAAGGAUGACCUAGAGUCCCUCCUGAGUGAGCACCCCUUCGACGGCAUCCUGCAGUGGGCCAUCCAGAGCAUGUCCCGCCCGCUGGCCGAGGCGCCCACCUUCCCCUCCUGAUGGGCCACCCACCGCGCUCUGAAAGGAACAGAGGGGUCAUGCACCCUCCCCUGGCAGCUGGCCCGGUUGGGACCAGGAACGGCGAGUUCCAAGGGCUGUCCCCUCUCGCUGGUCAGCAGCCCUGUCUGUGGGCUGAAAGCCAUCGUGUGCGCGGAAAUUAAAGUCGCUUCCGUGGGCUUGACGUGC
Sus scrofa (pig) is the source of this 2193-nucleotide messenger RNA. Lineage: Eukaryota; Metazoa; Chordata; Mammalia; Artiodactyla; Suidae. The record is from RefSeq and is a predicted model, not a curated record.